AUGUCGUAUUUACGCAAUUUGCCUGUUUUCGAUCACAAAACAAGUGAAUGGUCAAUAUUUUAUGGGAAAUUAACACAGUUCCUAAGGAUAAAUAAUGUGACAAAAGAAGAAAUUAAGAGUGGUAUCCUGCUUACUCAUCUCACCGAUGAAACCUACCGCUUAGUACGUAACUUAGCGUACCCUAACACGGUGAAAUCGUUAACUUACAACGAGCUAGUUCAAAUACUCAACAGCCAUUUCAAACCAAAGCAGUGCUCCUUCGUAGAUAAGGCCAACUUUUUUGGAGCGACUAGAAGUCCAGGAGAAUCACUGGGAGACUGGGUGGCGCGAUUAAGAGGACUAGCAAGCUAUUGCGAAUUUGGCGACGCCCUAGAAACGAAUCUGAGAGAUCGUUUUGUCCUAGGCCUGGGCUCUGGCCCGGAACGCGACAAGCUGUUUGAGCAGAACCCGACAACACUUACGCUAACUAAGGCGAUUGAAAUAGGGGAACAAGCUGCUUGCGCAAGAGAGGUAAAUGUGAUGCUGAAUACGAGCGAUUUUGGGCUCAUCAAGGAAGAGCCUGUGUAUCGUGCAAAAAUUCACCAGUUCGCUCGGGGAAGCGGAGGUGACGGCAGUGGCAAUGACAGUGUCGGCGCUAGGACAUCGCGACGCGAAACUGGCUCCUGUUCAUUUUGUGGUAUGAAAAAUCACUACAGUGAUAAAUUCCGGUACAAAAGUUAUAAGUGUCAAAAGUGCGGUAUAAAAGGGCAUUUUAAGAAAGUUUGUGCUAAAAAUAAAAAUAACUCGUGUGCUUUUCACAUUCAAUCAGAACAGAAAUGCGGCGCUAAUGAGGUCAAGGACACAGGUUGCGUAGAAUGCCAGAACUUUAACUUAAGGUACGUUGAUGAUAAACCAAUUGAAAUAAAUUUAAUUUUAGGCAAUCACAACUUAACAAUGGAACUAGAUUCAGCUCGAGCAGCUGUGUAA
Messenger RNA from Parnassius apollo (apollo), 966 nucleotides. NCBI's taxonomy places the organism in Eukaryota, Metazoa, Arthropoda, Insecta, Lepidoptera, Papilionidae. The record is from the annotation of a GenBank genome assembly.